UCUAGGCUGGUCUCCAACUUGCUCCGCAGCUCAGACGGGCCUCUAGCUUACUCUGCAGUCCAGGCUGGUCUCAGACUUGCCCUGGCUGGCCAUGAACACCCUGUGGGGCUUGGCUAGCCUGGAACUCAGCGCAAAACACCUGCCUCGGAAAGGAGUGUGCGUGGGUCCAAGUGGCACUAUGCAGGUCUCUGUUCCUGAGAGCACCCCACCUUCCUUCCCAGGCAGCUGUCAUCCUGCUUCUGGUCGUGCUGUUGGGGCUUCUGAUCUCUAGCUCUUCCAGGUGGCCUGUGAGUUCGGUGUACUGCGAGUUGUGCCCCAAAGCGGUGGGACCCGGGGCAGGGACUACUGCAUCCUUUACAACCCACAGUGGGCCCACUUGCCUCAUGACCUCAACAAAGUGUCUCUUCUGAAGCUUCGAGACUUGAGCACGACUCAGCUCUGUUCCCACCUCGAUGUUCCUGUAGAAGACUUCACCAACCAGAUCGCACUGGUGGCUCGGGGCAACUGUACCUUCUAUGAGAAAGUGCGGCUGGCCCAGGGCAGUGGGGCACAUGGGCUGCUGAUAGUCAGCAAGGAGAGACUGGUCCCUCCAAGAGGCAACAAGACACAGUAUGAGGAGAUAAGCAUCCCUGUGGCCCUGCUAAGCCACAGGGACCUUCAAGACAUCUUCAGGCGCUUUGGCCACGAGGUAAUGGUAGCCCUGUAUGCUCCGAGCGAGCCAGUGAUGGACUACAACAUGGUCAUCAUCUUCAUCAUGGCCGUGGGCACCGUCGCCCUUGGUGGCUACUGGGCUGGCAGUCAUGAUGUGAAGAAAAGGUACAUGAAGCAUAAGCGAGACGACGUCCCUGAGAAGCAGGAGGAUGAGGCGGUGGACGUGACGCCGGUCAUGAUCUGCGUGUUUGUUGUCAUGUGCUGCUUCAUGCUUGUGCUCCUCUACUACUUCUAUGACCGCUUGGUCUACGUGAUCAUUGGGAUCUUCUGCCUGGCCUCCUCUACCGGCCUCUACAGCUGCCUGGCACCCUGUGUGCGCAAGCUGCCCUUCUGCACGUGCAGGGUCCCCGACAACAACCUGCCGUACUUCCACAAGCGUCCACAGGCCCGCAUGCUGCUGCUGGCCCUCUUCUGUGUCACUGUCUCCGUGGUGUGGGGUGUCUUCCGUAAUGAGGACCAGUGGGCAUGGGUCCUGCAGGACACCCUGGGCAUUGCCUUCUGCCUGUACAUGCUGAGGACCAUUCGCCUGCCCACCUUCAAGGUGAGGGCUGCCAUGGCAGGGCAGGUCAAUUCCUGGUGGGGGGCUGAGGGCCUGGGCGCACAGGUCUCGAGGGCAGUGCUGGCUCCCACAGGCCUGCACACUGCUGCUGCUGGUGCUCUUCGUCUACGACAUCUUCUUCGUCUUCAUCACCCCCUACCUGACCAAGGUAGGUCCCCUCUACCCUCCCAGCUGCCCGCCCCUCCCCUGCCCUGGCUGACAACCUGUCUUGUGCAGAGCGGCAACAGCAUCAUGGUGGAGGUGGCCACUGGGCCCUCGAACUCAUCCACCCAUGAGAAGCUGCCCAUGGUGCUGAAGGUGCCCAGGCUGAACACCUCGCCUCUCUCCCUGUGUGACCGGCCCUUCUCCCUUCUGGGCUUUGGAGACAUCUUGGUGCCAGGGCUGCUGGUGGCCUACUGCCACAGGUUUGAUAUCCAGGUGCAGUCCUCCAGGAUUUACUUUGUGGCCUGCACCAUUGCCUAUGGCCUGGGCCUCCUGGUGACCUUCGUGGCUCUCGUCCUCAUGCGACAUGGCCAGCCUGCACUCCUCUACUUGGUCCCCUGCACACUGCUGACCAGCUGCACCGUGGCUCUGUGGCGCCGGGAGAUGGGCGCCUUCUGGACGGGCAGCGGUUUUGCGGGUGAAUUUCACCAUAGGAGUGAAUGGGAUUGCUCUGGAGGAGAGAGGGCAGGCAUGAGAGGGGAGAGCAGCGGGUCCCAUACAUCUGCCCAGGACUUGCUGCCCUGGGUGCUGAAUGGUACUGGGACUGGAUGGAGCUGGAUGGCCCUGGAUGGCAGGGGCUCGAUGUUUCUGGCUCUGGGUGGAGGCUGCAUGCCCCUUGCUCUAAGUACCCUGCCCCUGUGUGGAAUCUGCCCCGUGGGGCCUGCUCCCUACUGGUCCCGGUCUCACAGCCCCUCCUUUCUCCAGAAGGAUGCACCUCAGACCCCGUGGGCUGCACCCCAGGGACCUGUGCCUCCGAAGGAUGUGGAUGCCUCUCUCUCGGAGCAGCCUCGGGGUGAAGAGCUGGCCCAGAGCCCCCUGGCCACUGAGGAGGCAGGAGCCACAGACCCUGCCAAGGAUCCUGACAGCCCUGUGGCCGGUCCCCUCAGCCCCUCAAAUGGGGACCAAGUCCAGCCUAUACCUGUGGUGACCCCAGGGACCUCGGCCUAGGAAGAGGCAAUGUGAGAGCUGGGCCCUCGCAGCCUUCCAUGCCACACAGAUGCCGGCCACCUGGGACCUGCAGGGGACAGGGACAGCUGCCACCCACCAGAGUGACAGACCUGCGCUAUGUCCCUCCAACAUGGUGCUCAGCCCUCUGAGGCCUCAAGUCCGUACUCCCUCCAGCUGCACCCCAGCGACCAGCUCUGCUUCGCACCGGGCCGUGAGCUUCGCCUGCUGCCCACUCCAUGCAAGGCCAUGGCUGCCGUUGGUGCUUUGCUGAUGCUCGCCCUGCGGGUGACCCAUGACCGCUCCUCCCUCCAUAGGAUGGGGCUCUCUGGGGCCAGAGCAACAACCCCAUGGAGCAGGCUCCUGUGCUGGGAGCAGCCUUGAGGGGCCUAGAUAGGGGCACCCUGCCCAAGGGCCUGGGCUUAUGCAAGGGGACCAGACCCCUUCAGGAGAGUCCGAGCCGAGAUGGAGUUGAGGUUGCUGGUCACUGCUGCAAGCCAGCAAACAGCGCCAGCUCCAGGUUCUGCAGCCGAGUAGGAGUUGGCCAGGUGUAGAUGGCCACGUCCCCAGCAAAUCGAUCAGCCCAGGUGUGUGAGUCUUCCAUGCAGGGGCCACUGCCCUCUGCCCCAGCAGUGGCUUCUGGACUGGCGUCUGUCCUCUACCUCACCAACCAGGCUCUGGACUCCAGGACAGACCUGCCUGCAGGAGCCCUCCACACAUGCUGCAUGUCACUGAGGCUGAAGCCAAGGUCCCCACAGGCUGUGACCGAUCGGGAGCCAUGGCCACCCACACUUGCAUGGAAAAGGGUGUCUGUUACAGGCUGACAGGCAGUGACAGCUGGGUGGUCCCCCUAGAGCUCUGGGGGGUGGUAGGGGAGGACUCCCUAGGCACCCAGUCUAACCAGAACUGAGGGGCAGAGGAGUGCAGGCCCAGCCACCUGCUUCUGCCAUUGGACUGAGCCAUUUUGUACUGGGUGUCCAAGCAGUCCUGCUCCUCUGAGUGGUGGAGGUGCUCUGCGGGGUGCCCGAGGGCCCUGGCUUUUGGUUGUCAGGGGAUUAAAUACCUUUUCAUACUCACA
Molecule: messenger RNA, 3494 nt
Organism: Rattus norvegicus (Norway rat)
Lineage: Eukaryota; Metazoa; Chordata; Mammalia; Rodentia; Muridae
Source: RefSeq, a predicted model, not a curated record